AUGCGCACAACGGACCAGCCGCUAGCCCCCAAGAAUUGGUCCUCAUAUCUAGCAGCUCUUUCCUGGGACUCUGGGAAACUGAGAAGCAAACUUGAAUUUGGGAAUCCAGGUGCCUACGGUUCUGCUUCCGUAGACUGUGUUCUGGCACCUGCUGUGGGCCGGACGCCACCUCAGGACGAUAUCCUGAGGGAGAAGAGGAAGCUGUUCGUCAAUUCAGUAGGCAGAAGUACAAUUAAUGCCUUGCUAGAUGACCUGUUACAGGACAGAGUGAUACGCCUGGAAGAGGUGUACAAAGUAAAAGAUGAAAAUGCUACAGUCAUAGAUAAGGCUCGAGACUUGAUUGACCUUGUUGUUGGCAAAGGGGACUGUGCUUCUGAGAAAUUUAUCCAGUAUCUCCUUCAAGAAGACCCUGAAAUUGCAAGGAAGAUGGGGCUGUGCUAA
Messenger RNA from Choloepus didactylus (southern two-toed sloth), 441 nucleotides. RefSeq names its product caspase recruitment domain-containing protein 18-like. Gene Ontology annotation, biological process: proteolysis; regulation of apoptotic process. Gene Ontology annotation, molecular function: caspase binding; cysteine-type endopeptidase activity. Gene Ontology annotation, cellular component: protein-containing complex. Lineage: Eukaryota; Metazoa; Chordata; Mammalia; Pilosa; Megalonychidae. The transcript is spliced from 3 exons. The coding region runs from base 1 to 441 and encodes 146 amino acids. The record is from RefSeq and is a predicted model, not a curated record.